Messenger RNA from Danio rerio (zebrafish), 6298 nucleotides. Lineage: Eukaryota; Metazoa; Chordata; Actinopteri; Cypriniformes; Danionidae. The record is from RefSeq and is a predicted model, not a curated record.
AUCGUACUUUAUUCACACGCAAACUCUUUCUACGCGGUUAAGUUUAUCCAUCGGCUCUGCUCGUCCGUGUACCGGAAGUACAGUAUGUUGUGUUUGUCUGAGUAGUUCUUCUGUUUGUUUUUCUUCGGCUUGGGUUUUCACUUUUUGUUGGCGCGUUCAGUGCGCCGAAAUGCCGAAACAUUUGCACAAACAGUGCCUAAAAGUUUCGAAAACAACUUUUUACGGGAGAUAUUUCGCGCACCUGUUGUAAAGUUCCCAUCAGAACCCAGUGGUCUCCUCAUGUACAUCGCAAGGCAGAGCUGACACCAUGGCCCACAUAUCCAGUGGCAAUGGGUUUAAGUUUGACAGGCCAGCCUCUCCGGGGGUGGUCCGGCCAAAAGGAAUUGUGGGGAAGGAAGAGGCUUUACGCAUGGAGGUAGAGGCCUUCGAUAAAAUUAAGCGCGAGAAAAGGCACACACUCCCAGUCACAGCCUCUUCUGUUAAUCCCCUUCCCAAUCCAACAGCGCAAACAUCCAGCAGCCGGCCAGAGAAAGACCUUAUUGUAUUCUGCGAAUCAGAAACACAGAAGAAGGAGCAAAAAGACAACUUUGAGGACAUCGAUUUGGAGAACCUGACAAAGGAGGAGCUGGAAAAGCUGCUUCUGGAUGACAGUUUUGGUGCAAACAAAAUGACAAGACCUUCCUCUUUGCUAGGUUGCAAUCUCAGCGCAUCAUAUCCUGGCGGACAUGCCUUCAACCCCUCUUCGUUCCACUGGACACCCACUCCAACGCAUGCACAGACUCCCAUCUUCCCCUCUGCUCCAUUCGCCAAGCCUCCUUGCUCUUUCCAGAAUGGCUUUAGUCCAGCAAUGUCUCCAUUUAUUCCACCGACCCCCUUUCUCUCCUUUACUCCCAUCCAACCACCUGCUGCUCUGGUCUACUCGCAGCCUGCCGUCACCCCAGAGAUGGCCAAGCUGUUUGACAAGAUUGCCAGCACUUCGGAAUACUUGAAGAACGGCAGGUCCUCUAGCAUGGAAACCGAAUCGGCAAGUGUCAAGUCUCUGGAGCCCCUACCUCUGCCCUCAGAACCUCCUAACAUCAGCCGAUUUGAAUGGCUGGACUUGGACCCUCUCAACAAGCGCAAGGAGGUGGAGGUCGAGGAGACACCUGCUGUUUCAAGCUGUCCUUUUAUUGAGGAGUCUGGGAAAGCUAAAGACCCGUGGGAUGCGGUUCUUCAGGAUGAGCAUGAAACUGUAGAUAAUGGCAGUCCCACCGCAGAGGAAAAGAGCAAGGCAACUCAACCCAGAAGAGCAUCCACAGGGGCGGCUGUAACAAAAAGCCAAUCCCUCAGUAUAUCUGCAAACUCAACGAAUCAAAGCACAGGCAAACAGGUCAAUAAGGGAAGCACAAAUGUACUGUCCAAGUACUCUGCCUUACAGGAGAAGGAAGCCCAGAAUCUAGAAGUUGUAGCAUUCUGUGAAGACAUUUCAAAACUGAGGUCAAAGUUCCCACACGAUGACCUGUCUACCAACCCUGGCUAUGUUCUCAGCCCUGUGAUCACGCAGAGGGAUGCAGGAGGGGACAAUGGGGGCAGUGUGAAAGUGUCCAUUGAGAUUUCUGAUUCUCAACAGCCUGUAACGUUUACUUGCGAUGUGACUUCUCCAGUGGACUUGCUCAUAAUGCAGGCUUUGUGUUGGGUUCAUGAUGACCUGAACCAGGUGGACAUCAAUAGCUACGUUCUCAAGGUCUGCGGACAGGAGGAGGUCCUUCAGAAUAAACACAGUCUAGGCAGUCAUGAGUACGUGCAGAACUGCAGGAAGUGGGAAUCAGAGAUCAAACUACAGCUCCUGUUUCUUAGCACAAUGAGAAGAGAUCUGGCCCGAACUGCAGAAGAUGACAUCUCGCCCAUUGAUUUGGAGAAAUACCUUGGUCUAGUGGAGAGGCCAUUUAAAGAGGCAGUCACAAGAGAAGGCCUUGCUGAAUAUCUAGAAGGCUUUCAUAAGCAAGUCAAUCUCUGCCUUCAGAAUGAGAACAACCAAUAUAAAACAGUGGACAAUGUGGUUCAGUCUGUUAAGAAUCUGUGCUGUGCUCUGGAUGAAGUUGAGACACCAGCCAUCACUGAUGCCGUCAAGAGGCUCAAGCGCUCUGUCAACCUUCCUAGAACACGCUCACCAGAGCACUAUGCUGAAUUGCAGGCUGGUGCCACAUCUUCCGGAGGUUCAGCUAAUGGUUACUCUAGCCCUGUAGAGGAGAGUUUAGCAGUGCUCACAGAUGCUGUCUAUGAACUCGCCAAGCUCUACCUUCAGUCUUUCUGCCCGAUUAGCCCUGGUUUCAUGAUAGAAGAGCACAAAGAAGAUGAGAGGGACAGCAAAGAGGCCUCGGGCACCACUGAACACUUACAGUUCACACUGUUUGCCGUUCAUGGCAUUCCUGCUACCUGGGUCAGCAGUUUUGAAAAAUACUACCUGAUGUGUGCCCUGACCCAUAACAACAGGAAUCUCUUCAAACCUGUCCAGUCCAAAAAAGUGGGAACAUACAAGAGUUUCUUCUACCACAUCAAAUGGGAUGAAUUAAUAAACUUCCCUAUUUCAGUGUCGCUGUUACCACUGGAGGCUAUGCUUAGUCUUUCUCUCUAUGGGGUCCUCAGUCAGAAUGCAAACAACUCACCAGAUUCCAACAAGCAACGGAAAGGUCCAGAACUUUUGGGAAAAGUUUCCAUGCCUCUGUUUGACUUCAGGAGGGUUCUGUCCAGAGGCAGUAAACUGCUGAGUUUGUGGACUUCUCCUCAAGCCCUUCAGCCUGGAGCUGCAGGCAAAGGGAGGAAUCCUACAGAAAAGAUCAUACUGCAGGUUGACUUCCCCAGUCCAGCGGUGGACGUGCUCUAUGUUGGUCCUCAGGAGAACGGCUGCCCCAAUCCUCAGUCUCUAGACCCACUUGAUCAAGACGAUCGAAGUGAGAUAGAAAAGCUGUGCGCACGAGCAUCUACUUUCGGACUGUCACGGGCGGACAGACAGCUGCUUUGGGACCAGAGGUACUAUUGUCGGGAAUAUGAAUACAGUUUGCCGAAAAUCCUGGCCAGCGCUCCCAGCUGGGACUGGGGCAGUAUGGGGGAAAUCCACGCACUUCUGCACCACUGGCCUGCUCUGUCACCCGUUUCAGCUCUUGAGCUCCUUGAAUCCAAGUUUGCCGACACAGAGGUGAGGAAAGUGGCUGUGAGCUGGAUCCAGAGCAGCAGUGAUGAUGAGCUGGCUGAUUAUCUCCCCCAGCUAGUGCAGGCAGUGAAGUUCGAGUGUCACCUUAACAAUGCCUUGGUGAAGUUUCUGCUGUCUCGAGCUCUGGGAAAUGUCAACAUUGCACAUUAUCUUUACUGGCUGCUGAGGGAUGCAGUGCAGGACCCGGCGUUUGGUCAGCGUUAUGAGCGGAUCCUCUGUGUGCUGCUGUGUCUGUGUGGGACCGGACUGAGGGCUGAGCUGGAGAAGCAGACCCGACUUGUGCAGCUGCUUGGAGCUCUGGCUGAAAAGGUUCGGCAGGCGAGCAGCUCAACCCGACAGGUGGUUCUCCUCGAGGGUCUAGAGAGGGUUCAGUCUUUCUUCCAGAAGAACAGCUGUCGACUCCCUAUUAGCCCCAGUCUGGUGGCAAAAGAGCUCAAUAUCAAGGUCUGCUCCUUUUUCAAUUCCAACGCUGUACCUCUAAAGAUCGCACUGGUUAACGCAGAUCCGCUGGGAGAUGAGAUUAACGUCAUGUUUAAGGUUGGAGAAGACCUGCGGCAGGACAUGUUGGCACUACAGAUGAUUCGGAUUAUGGAUCGGAUCUGGCUUCAGGAAGGACUCGACCUGCGUAUUGUUAACUUUAAAUGCAUCUCUACUGGGAAAGAUAAAGGCAUGGUGGAGUUGGUACCAUCUUCUGAAACGCUGAGAAAGAUUCAGGUGGAGUAUGGAGUGACGGGUUCCUUCAAGGACAAACCUCUUGCUGAGUGGCUUCGCAAGUAUAACCCUGCUGAGGAUGAGUAUGAGAAGGCGUCUGAGAAUUUUAUCUACACCUGUGCUGGAUGCUGUGUGGCCACUUACAUCCUCGGCAUCUGCGAUCGUCACAACGACAACAUCAUGCUGCGCUCCACUGGCCACAUGUUCCACAUAGACUUCGGGAAGUUCCUGGGUCACGCACAAAUGAUUGGGAGUUUUAAAAGGGACCGAGCACCGUUUGUCUUAACCUCUGACAUGGCUUAUGUCAUCAAUGGAGGCGAAAGACCCACUAGUCGCUUUCAGCUGUUCGUUGACCUUUGCUCGCAAGCCUACAACCUGAUCCGCAAACACUCCAACCUCUUCCUCAACCUGCUAUCUCUGAUGACACAAUCAGGUUUACCCGAGCUGACCGGAGUCCAAGAUUUGAAGUAUGUGUAUGAUGCUCUUCAGCCUCAGACUACAGAUGCAGAGGCUACCAUUUUCUUCACAAGGUUGAUUGAAUCCAGUCUGGGCAGUGUGGCUACAAAGUUUAAUUUCUUUAUCCACAAUCUGGCUCAGUUGCGUUUCUCUGGCCUUCCCUCCAAUGAUGAACCCAUCCUGUCGUUUGCUCCUCGGACAUACACUAUGAAGCAAGACGGCAAGAUUCGGGACGCCUCUGUGUUUUCAUUUCAAAAGAGAUAUAACCCAGACAAGCACUAUACGUAUGUCAUUCGGAUUCUAAGGGAAGGUCAGAGCGAGCCACAGUUUGUUUUCCGCACAUUUGAUGAGUUUCAGGAAUUGCACAACAAAUUGACCAUCCUUUUUCAGUUGUGGAAGCUGCCAGGGUUUCCCAGUAAGAUGGUGCUGGGACGCACACACAUCAAGGAUGUGGCAUCCAAGAGAAAGGUUGAAUUGAAUAGUUAUGUGCACAAUCUGAUGAGGAGUUCAACAGAGGUCGCCCAGUGUGAUCUGAUCUACACCUUCUUCCACCCUAUCGCAAGAGAUGACAAGACUGAAGGGGUUGAUACCCUAUCAAAAACUCCAGACAUGCCUCCAGUGAGUCCCACCACAGGCCGUGUGGAGGGUGAGGUGAAGCUGUCAGUGUCCUACAGAAACAGCACACUUUUCAUCAUGGUCAUGCACAUUAAAGACCUGAUGUCCAAUGACGGAGCAGACCCAAACCCUUAUGUGAAAACAUACCUUCUCCCAGACCCCCACAAAACUUCCAAACGCAAAACAAAGAUUGCGAGGAAGACAAGGAACCCAACAUUUAAUGAAAUGCUGGUGUAUAGCGGUUACAGUAAGGAAACACUGAAGCAAAGGGAACUUCAACUCAGUGUGCUCAGUGCCGAGUCUCUGCGAGAGAACUGCUAUUUGGGAGGAAUAACCCUCUGCCUUAAAGACUUUGACCUCAGCCGAGAGACAGUCAAGUGGUACAAACUCACCACGGUGCCCUACUUCUAGAUCCGGCCAUCCCUCUACACCAGUCUGCCCUGAAAAGGUGACAUUACUGCAACAAGUGCCCUUAAAGGACCACUCGCAUACCCUCAUAACCCCCUUCUCUUUCUCUAUCUUUUUCUAUGACACUAAUCAAGGCUGAGUCCUUGUUGAAAGAAUCAAUCCACAUAACUAUGUGUGUGUUUAAAAUCGACAUUCGUGUUCUGUACAUUUGGACCAAACGGCUCACUUAAAGAAGAGUUUAUAUUAUUAUAAUUAUUCUAUUAUUAUAUAAGAUAUAUAUAGAGAGACUGACGCUUGUAUUUUUAAAACUGCUCAUUUUUACACUUUCUACAGAUGCAUUUAACGGUUUUGAGGAAUGAAUAGGAGCACGGCAGAUCUCACUGUGCUUUUGAUAUCGUGCCAAAUGAACUUAACAAACUCAAGACCACUUUCCUUUUAGGGAACAAUAACAGGGUGCCUUCACAAGCUCUCCUUUCAGUUUCACUCUUCCCAGUCCUUUUGAGGUUUAAAACGAGCCCCUGUUUUGUAAGAUAAUGUAGUAUUUGAGUGGAAUCGAAAUUAAGCUGUUUUUUUAAUGGCACUCAUCAAUUUGUAUAACAAACUGUCUAUGAAAAGGGAAAUUAAAAAGUGGCUAAAAGCUACUGCCAGAGCUCAGUUAAUCGUAAUCGAUGAGUUUACCAGAAGGCUUUUAAAAAUUAAUAAUAAAUACAAAAGAUGUACAAGAUUGUCUUCACUCACUCCACAAAUAGUGACUUGAUUCACUGUUUUAUGUUAAAAAAGAUGAAAAAACGUUUUGAAUGGAUAUUAACAUGGCCAGUUAUUUAUUGGUUAUCUUUAACCUGACCGAAUCAAUGUUUGCUGUAAUUCUGUCUUUCUCUCUCUUAAGGAAAAUUAAAUGUUUUUUUGACACCUGUAAAA